Staurois parvus is the source of this 318-nucleotide messenger RNA. Lineage: Eukaryota; Metazoa; Chordata; Amphibia; Anura; Ranidae. The record is from the annotation of a GenBank genome assembly.
GACAUCUACAUUGAUAAUCAGGGCACUGAUUAUCAGUGCAACCCCAUCAGUGCUGCCUUUCAGUGCCUAUCAAUGCCACAUAGCAGUGACAAUCAGUGCACAUCAAUGCCACACAUAGUGCCCAUCAGAGCUGCCUUUCAGUGCCAACUAUCAGUGCCAGUCACUGCCACCUAUCAGUGCCCAUCAGUGUUGCCUAACAGUUCCAAUCAGCGCUGCCUAUCAGUGCCAUCUGUCAAUGCCCAUCAGUGCCACCUAUCAGUGCCAAAUAUAAGUGCUGCCUUUCAGUGCCCAUCAGUGAUGCCUGUCAAUGCCCAUCAG